UUGUACGGAUAGUAAGCUAACGGACAACGCGAAUGUAAACUUACAUAAAUAACGCGGUUUGCUGCUUAUAGCCAUACUGUUGGCGGUGGUUUUAAAUGACUGAAACAAGCCUCUUUGUCGGGAUUAUGUUUGUGGGAACAUGGUAUUGCCGUCACUGCGAGGAUAUAAAAUUUGGGUAAGGUAAGCUAACUAAAUUAGCUGUAGCUUGCUAGUUUCUUAAGGUUCCGCAAGGCCGCGGAGAACACGAGAGCUGCUUCCCGUUCUCACUUAGCUGAGAAUGUAGUUUACAGCUCAGGUGCUAAACACGCAACGAUAAUCAGAGCUGCUUGAUUUGUGGUGUAAUCGGUUGCAUUUGUUUAAAAAAAUAAAAUAAAAAUAAUCCGGGCUACCUAGCUUGCUAGCAUGAGUGAAGUGACGGACUGCAAACUGUCCGCGGACUCUGCAUCGAGGAAACGGUGUCCAUCACCCGGCCAGGAUGAAGGUAGUACAAUUCCCCUAAAGUCCUCUAAAGUAAGUGACGAUGCAUGUGCAACAGAGGCUACGUCAGAAAGUUGCAAAAACAGUGAAAGUGAAAACAAAGAAGCCCCACAGAUAAAGCCCAAAGAUACUGGGAGUGAAGGCGAUGCUUCGCAGAGAGUGCAGGGUUCAGACAGCAGCAGUGUGCAGGCUGCCAACAGCUCCAGAGCUGACAGGAAAGAUGCCAGCAAACCCCACACCUCGGGCACAAAAGCAUCUGUGGAUGCAAAAAAAGAAACGGAGAAAACAGCUGGAUCGGAGCAGAGUCCCUUACCUCCCCAGUCUGACUCAGCAGCCAUAGCAGCCGCUGAAGCUCUGGCCAGUCUCACAGGAGGAGACGGAGAAGAAAGUCAGGAGACCCCAUGCUCAUCUGAAAAAGCUAAACAGGCAAAACAUGGGAGCAAGUACAAGCAACGGGGAGGCCACCAGUCAUCAAAAGCUGGCUCAAAGACACAGGCGGCGGCAGCUGACAGCUCCACAUCAGUGCGGAGCGCAGACAAAGAGGCUGGAGAGGAUGUUCCCGAGGCAGACGAAGGGGAUGAAUCAGGAUCUGGAUCUUCCUCCACACCAAGCUCCUCUUUCCCAUCUGACAAUGAGGACAAUGAUGAUGGGGAGUGUGCGAUUGUGUCAGUUAAGAUGGCCCCAGAGAUGAGGCAGUCUGUGGCUCUGCUGGCACAAGUGCAAAUGAGACUCGAAGCUCUCGAGAAGAAAAGCGCCCGACUCCAUCAACGGCUGGAGCAGAAGAUCAACCGUCAGAGGCGUCCACAUCUGGAUCAGAGAAGCUCCAUCACAAAAACUAUUCCUGGCUUUUGGGUGACCGCUCUGUUGAACCACCCUCACCUCUCAGCUCACAUUGAUGAGACGGAUGAAGAUGCUCUUAGUUACAUGACUGACCUUGAGGUUGAGUCUUUUAAAAACAGCAAACUGGGCUGCAGGAUUCGCUUCCACUUUAGACGAAACCCAUAUUUCCAGAAUAACAUCAUCAUGAAGGAGCUGCACCUUGGAAUGGGAGGUUCGCCCAUGUCCUUCUCCAACCCCAUACUCUGGCAUCGUGGACACAACCUGACAGCUAACAGUGAGCCCAGGAAGUCGUCGCGUGGGGUUUACGAGACCUUCUUCAGCUGGUUCAGUGACCACAGUAACCCAGGGCAGGACGACGUAGCACAGAUUCUUAAAGAUGACCUCUACAGAGACCCGCUCAGAUACUACCUCACUCCUCUCUGGGAACCAAGAGAAAAUGGAAGUGGAGCCGAGGCCAGAGGCAACGGGAACGGAGAUGACUGUGUGGUGAUCUCUGACUCCGAUGACGAGCCCAGUGAGGAGAUCGGUGAAGCUGAGCAGAGCCAUAGCAGGGACGAGGAAGAUGAGGAGGAGGGAGAAGAAGAGGACAGAGGAGCCGGGGCAGAUGAGAGCCAGGAGGAGGAGGAGGAGGAGGAAGAGGAGCGUACUGGAGAAAUAGUUAUUGACGGCUCUGAUGACAGUGACCAGGAGGAGGAAGAGGAGGAGGAGGGGGUCUAAGAGGAAAGUGGAGGUGAAGAAAAUUUGCACACCAGUCAGCUACAAAAUUCAACCCCCCCACUUGUGUUGUUUCUGGUCCUCCCUGUGCCACAAAAACACAUCUGACCCAUCAGGACACGAACACAGAACCUCUGGGAUCGUCUCGACUCAAAAGGUAAAACGGACGAUGCUGCUCAGUCAGAGCCGAAGAUCCGAAUUGGUUUUGGACUUUGGGUCAGCGUUGAGUUUUUAUGGCGCGUCUGGUCGGCAGCAACACGUACAGGUGAUGUAAAAAAAAGUUUGGAUGUGAUGAACGAAGGUUUUCCCACCAGAACAUCUCAACUCGCCUCAGCACCCGGGGGUUUUAAUGUUGUGGCUGAAUAGUGUUAAAUAAGCAGGUGGGCCACCUUAGGGACCAGAGACUGCAACAAUGAAGAGGAGGCUCAGCUGAUGAACAGUGCAGACAUCGACUCGUUCUUCCUGAUGUUGGUUCUUUUUAUGCACAGAGUAUCAGUCUUUGUUUUUAUACUGAAACACACAGAGAGGCUUCUAAAUUCAGGGUUAACUGUAAGAAUAAAGCCAAGGCAGCAUGUCCCCCC
Molecule: messenger RNA, 2612 nt
Organism: Nematolebias whitei (Rio pearlfish)
Lineage: Eukaryota; Metazoa; Chordata; Actinopteri; Cyprinodontiformes; Rivulidae
Gene: tspy
Product: testis specific protein Y-linked
Exons: 8
Coding region: 403-2034 (543 amino acids)
Biological process (GO): nucleosome assembly
Cellular component (GO): nucleus; chromatin
Molecular function (GO): chromatin binding; histone binding
Source: RefSeq, a predicted model, not a curated record